Molecule: messenger RNA, 773 nt
Organism: Camelina sativa (false flax)
Lineage: Eukaryota; Viridiplantae; Streptophyta; Magnoliopsida; Brassicales; Brassicaceae
Source: RefSeq, a predicted model, not a curated record
CGUUUGAAGUGUAAGAUUUUUUAAAUACAAAAUGGAAGUCCAAAGGCGUAACAUAAUGUUUCUUCUAUUCCUCCUAUCCCUCCUCAUUCAUACGCAAAUCCAAACCGUUGGUUCAACUGAUCAAGCCUCUCUCGCAUCUAUUGAUCUAAAACGUCAUGAUCACUUUACUGUAGAAACGAUGUCGUUUCCUACUGAUUUUGUGCGAAGACAGCUAGCCGGUGGAGGUGGUAGCAGCGGCGGUGGUGGUGGCACUCGAGGUGGUUCUUCAGGUGGAGGCAGUAGUGGUGGAGGAAGUCGCGGAAGUGGAAGCAGUGGAGCAAGUGGAGGAGGAAGCUCAAACCGUGGUGGCGGUGGUGGAUCCGGAGGAAAUAAGGGUGGCAAAGGUGGAGGGGGUGGCGGAGGCCGUGGCGGUCGCGGUAAUGGUGAUGUAGAGGAUGGUGAUAGUGGAGGCGGUAGCGGAAAUAGUAGAGGUGGAGGACAACAAGUUCCCGUAGUUCCAAGUGGCACAUUUCCAAGCGAUGGUGUCCGACUUCAAUAUUCUUUAGUAUUGUUCAUCUUCACGGCGUGUUUAAUUAGUUAUCAUUUAUUAGACUCAAAAUUUUACAUUUUUUUCUUUAGUUGAAAUCUCUUGUUUAAUAUAAUAAUUGUGUUAGGUUACGUACUUGUACAAUGUACAUCUGUUGAUCGGUUUUUUUUUUGUUAAAGCAUUGUUGAUCGGUUUUUGUUAAGCUAAGUACUUUAGUAAACUGAUAAUAAUGAAAUGUUCAUGCAUA